Messenger RNA from Strongylocentrotus purpuratus (purple sea urchin), 615 nucleotides. Its product is annotated as ladderlectin-like. The coding region runs from base 1 to 459 and encodes 152 amino acids. NCBI's taxonomy places the organism in Eukaryota, Metazoa, Echinodermata, Echinoidea, Camarodonta, Strongylocentrotidae. The transcript is spliced from 2 exons. The record is from RefSeq and is a predicted model, not a curated record.
AUGAGUAGUUUCACUGAUGUUGUACUUUUCUACUUUACAAUCCCAGUCUGCCCAGUCGGUUGGGUGUAUGGACACACGAAGUGUUUCCUGAUCGUGAACCCACCCACAAACGUUGAUUGGAAAACUACCCGUGACUACUGUAAUGGUCUGGAAGCAGUUACCACGGGCAACGGAGAAACGGUUGAGCCUUCUCUGCUUUUUAUAGAGAAUGUGGAAGAGUACGAUUUGCUGAAGCCUCAUGUGAGCGAACCCAGGUUCUGGAUAAAUUGCAAUUUUAUCAAGACAUGGAUGUGUUACACGGACAGAGCGGGAACCACAAGUGACUACCGAAAUUGGAGACCAAAUAGACCAGUUACCGGUAAUAAGUGUGUGGUGAUGUGGACGUCCAACGGUCAAAUGAACGACCGCUCUUGUUCAAAUGCGGAUCCAACUACCACGGUUUGUCAGGCCAAACUAUAAGGGAAAUAUCAGUACACCGACAUUCGAUAACAAAUCAGGAAUCUACGGUAAAAAGCAUUUCUGCAAAUCUUCAACCCCCUCCAUCUAUUAGCGAAAAGAAAAGGAAAUUUAAAGCUUAUCUGCCAUAGUUUACAAAAGGGAUUAGACCGCUCCACA